AUGGGGAAAGCAAAAAAAUUAAAGCCAUCCCAAGUUGGGAAAAGCAUUGCACUUGCAGAUCAGAUUGAGUCAGUGAAUGCUGUUAAAAGCAAGAACAGAGUCAAACAGAAGAAUAGACAGGAUAAUGAUGAAGAAUUUGUAAAUGCUGAUUUGUCAAAGAAAAUAUUGAAGGCGGCUAGACGUCAGCAGGUUGAGCUCGGAAAUGAUGGAGUGGGAGGAUCCACAGCACCUGUUCUUCCUCUAGAAUUAAAUGAAUCAAAUUCUGACAAUGAAGCGGACUCAGACCAUGAUGAUUUGGAGCCAGAUACAUAUUACGACAAUAUUGAAAUCAAUGAAGAAGAUGAGGAGGCUUUAAAAAUGUUUAUGUCCCAUAAGCCUGAAAGGACAAGAACAUUAGCAGACAUUAUUAAGGAUAAAAUAACUGAUAAAAAUACUGAACUGCAAACUCAAUUCUCUGAUAUAGAAACAUUGAAGCUACAAAAUAUAGAUCCAAGAAUAAAGGCUAUGUAUCAAGGAGUACGAGAUGUUUUGCAGAAAUAUCGAUCAGGUAAAUUGCCUAAAGCAUUUAAAAUGAUCCCACAUCUGCAAAAUUGGGAACAAAUUUUAUAUCUCACUGAACCUACAACAUGGUCUGCAGCAGCCAUGUAUCAGGCUACUCGUAUAUUUGCAUCAAAUCUUAAAGAGAAAAUGGCACAAAGGUUCUAUAAUUUAGUCUUGCUUCCUCGAGUAAGAGAUGAUUUAGCUGAAUACAAAAGAUUAAAUUUCCAUUUAUAUCAAGCACUAAGAAAGUCUCUUUUUAAGCCUGGGGCUUUCAUGAAAGGAAUUUUACUGCCAUUACUAGAAUCUGGGGAUUGUACAUUGCGUGAAGCUAUAAUUGUGGGCUCAGUAUUAGCCCGUAACUCAGUCCCAGUCUUGCACUCCAGUGCAGCCUUAUUAAAAAUAGCUGAAAUGGAUUAUACAGGCGCUAAUUCAAUCUUUCUGCGAAUAUUAUUUGAUAAAAAAUAUGCACUUCCUUAUAGAGUAGUGGAUUCUGUUGUUUUUCAUUUUCUAAGAUUUCAAUCUGACCAUCGCACGUUACCAGUAUUAUGGCAUCAAGCACUGUUAACAUUUGUUCAACGAUACAAAGCUGAUAUAUCUACAGAACAGAGAGACGCUCUUCUAGAAUUGUUGAGAAAACAAUAUCACCCCACUAUCACACCAGAGAUACGAAGGGAGCUACAAGCAGCACAAUGCAGAGACAUUGAAGUAAAUGACAAUGUUCAAAAUAUUAUGGCCGUGGAAUAA
Molecule: messenger RNA, 1284 nt
Organism: Parnassius mnemosyne (clouded apollo)
Lineage: Eukaryota; Metazoa; Arthropoda; Insecta; Lepidoptera; Papilionidae
Source: the annotation of a GenBank genome assembly